This is a messenger RNA of Oryza sativa Japonica Group (Japanese rice), 1916 nucleotides long. Its product is annotated as probable arabinosyltransferase ARAD1. The record is from RefSeq and is a predicted model, not a curated record. Gene Ontology annotation, molecular function: glycosyltransferase activity. Lineage: Eukaryota; Viridiplantae; Streptophyta; Magnoliopsida; Poales; Poaceae.
UCCUUCCCUUCCUUUCCUUCUCAUCCAUGGCUACUCCAGCCUAGGGGGAGUAGGGAGAUCGAUCCGCCUCCGCCUCCGCCUCCGCCAUGCUCCCUCCUACUCCACCAAUCCGGCCAUGACCAGGGCUCGCCGCCAUGCCUCCCCGCGCCCGCACCCUCCUCAUGCCGCUUGCGGCGGCGACGCUCCUCGUCGCCUCCACCAUCUUCCUCUUCGCCGCCACCGGCGCUCGAUGGCGACCCGCCGACACCGGCCUCCCGGUCCCCGCCGCCGACUUCUCUGCGGCCGUUAUAGAGAGCGCGGUGACCGACGCCGCCGCCGCGAAGGAGGAGCUCUCGUUUGUUGACGAGAAUGGCCGCCCCGACGACCCCGCCUCCAGCUCGGCGGCCGCCGCGAGAUGCGACCCGAGCCACGCCGCCGUCAGGGUCUUCAUGUACGACUUGCCGCCGGAGUUCCACUUCGGCCUCCUCGGCUGGUCGCCGCCGACAGAUGGAGCCGCCGACGCCGCCAUGUGGCCGGAUGUCGGCAGCGGCGCCGCCGCCCCGCGGUACCCCGGUGGGCUCAACCAGCAGCACAGCGUCGAGUACUGGCUCACGCUCGAUCUCCUCUCCUCCUCGUCGCCGCCGUGCGGUGCCGCCGUCAGGGUCGCCGACUCCCGCGACGCCGACGUGGUGUUCGUGCCGUUCUUCGCUUCCCUCAGCUACAAUCGCCACUCCAGGGUUGUGCCUCCGGAGAAGGUGAGCAGGGACAAGGGAUUGCAGGAGAGGCUGGUCAGGUAUCUGAUGGCGCAGCCGGAGUGGAAGAGGUCGGGUGGCGCCGACCAUGUCAUUGUCGCGCACCACCCGAAUAGCUUGCUCCAUGCCCGGUCAGUGCUGUUCCCGGCGGUGUUCGUGCUGUCUGACUUCGGGAGAUACCAUCCUAGAGUAGCCAGCUUGGAGAAGGAUGUCAUUGCCCCUUACAAGCAUAUGGCUAAGACGUUUGUGAAUGAUUCUGCUGGGUUCGAUGACCGUCCGACAUUGUUAUACUUCCGGGGAGCAAUUUUCAGGAAGGAGGGAGGGAACAUUCGGCAGGAGCUACAUUAUAUGCUCAAAGACGAAAAGGAUGUUUAUUUUGCCUUUGGAAGUGUCCAGGACCACGGGGCCAGCAAAGCCAGUCAGGGAAUGCACGCAUCAAAAUUUUGCCUAAACAUUGCAGGGGACACCCCUUCUUCCAAUCGCCUGUUUGACGCUAUAGUAAGUCAUUGCGUCCCUGUUAUCAUCAGCGACGACAUCGAGCUUCCUUAUGAAGAUGCAUUGGACUAUUCGAAGUUUUCCAUCUUUGUUCGCUCAUCUGAUGCUGUGAAAAAGGGUUACUUGAUGAGACUUAUUAGAGGAGUAAGUAAGCAUCAAUGGACAAUGAUGUGGAGAAGGCUGAAAGAAGUGGAUAAACAUUUUGAGUAUCAGUACCCAUCCCAGAAGGAUGAUGCAGUCCAAAUGAUCUGGCAAACAUUGGCUAGAAAGGUGCCAGCAAUCCGCCUGAAGUCACAUAGGUCUAGAAGAUUUUCUAGAUACGAUAGAGGAGGAAAAUAAACAUGGAGAAGAUCCAUAAGUCUGAAAGAUUUUCAAGAUCUGGCACAGGAAGAAAAUAAACAGGAAGGCGGUGUAUGCAUGUUAUCUAGGGCCUUGGCUAAUCUAACUAGCAUUUCACUGACACAUCCGUUGUACACGUCUCAUGGUUUCAUGAACAUAAUCGGAUUAGCAAGGAACAGUGAGAUGUAAAGAUAUCAUGUUAAUUGUUGGUUAUUCCUUAGAAAGAGGACCCAUAGCUUAGGUUAGGCUGUCCAACGGAAGUGUAUACUGGCAGGCAAAAGAUUGUUGUUUUUGUAACAUAUACUCUUAAAAGUAAAUUAAAAGAGGGUGGCAAAGUUCUUUUUCUGAACA